Molecule: messenger RNA, 714 nt
Organism: Pristis pectinata (smalltooth sawfish)
Lineage: Eukaryota; Metazoa; Chordata; Chondrichthyes; Rhinopristiformes; Pristidae
Product: immunoglobulin lambda-1 light chain-like
Exons: 3
Coding region: 1-714 (237 amino acids)
Biological process (GO): immune response; immunoglobulin production
Source: RefSeq, a predicted model, not a curated record
AUGGCUGAGUGGGUUUGGGUUCUCGCCGCGCUGGGGAUCUAUUUCCACACGAUAAACGCGGAGACUGCCUUGUCUCAGACCCCGUCUAUCUCAACUUCUCCUGGAAACACCGUCAAGAUAACCUGCACCCUGUCAGGAGGUAACAUCGGUAGCUGGUAUACAAGCUGGUACUGGCAGAAACCGGGCAGUGCCCCUGUCUUUGUGUGGUACGAAAGCUCCACCAGAGGUUCCGGCAUUCCAGAUCGAUUUACCGGUUCCGUGGACUCUUCGAACAACCAGGUGCACUUAACCAUCACUAACGUGCAACCGGAGGACGCCGCCGAUUAUUACUGUGGUGUGUGGGAUUACAGUAGUUUCACCUUCGGGAAAGGGACCAAACCGAAUCUGCGCAGUCCGCAGUCCCCCACCGUCUCCGUUCUGCCGCCUUCAGCGGAUGAAGUCAGUGUAAAGGGCAGCGCCACCCUGGUGUGUCUAGUGAGCGGGUUUAUUCCGGGCGCUGUGGACAUUGAGUGGACUGUGGACGGCAGUACGAGACGGAAUGGCGUUGAGACCAGCCGCAUCCAGCAGGAGACGGACAACACGUUCAGUGCGAGCAGUUACCUGACUCUGCCAUCCUCAGUCUGGAACUCACACGAGCUUUACUCCUGUGUGCUUAAACACGAGACUCAGGCAAACCCGUUUAGGGCAAACAUCGCCAGAUCCAGUUGUAUCUGA